GGAAAGGACUGUAGUAGAAAGUGAAAACAGUAAUUAGUUUUUCUUUUGGGUCAUGAUUAAAACUAUGAUUAAGCAAAAAGCUUAGAAGAAAGUGGCACUGUCAAAAGAUGCUCAUUAAUUCUCUCACUCUCAGUACUACUGCUGCAAUUUUACUGAAACUUCACAGUGCGCAUGGAAUAGCAUGACCAGAAAAACAAACCAAAAGGAGGAGUCAGAGCUUUUCCCCACUUAAAAGAAUAUAAAAAUCUAAAAAAAUGCCCAAAAAAAAAACUCAAGAAAAGAAAAAUAAUAAUCAAUUAGUACUCUUAUUAUAAGAUUCAAUGAUAUAUAUAUAUAUAUAUCCUUCUCUGAAAUCUCAUGCUCCCCAUCUGCAAAAAAUAUACUCUUUAUAUACAUCCCCACCAAACUGACCAAAAAGCCUUAUCUUUUCAAACCCCUCCAUUACCUCUCUCCUUUCAACUAUAUAUAAUCUAUAUUUUAUUGGGUCUCUUUUCUUUUCUUAUAUUUUACAUGUUUAAAGUACUAUAUUAACAGUACUUUUUAGCAAUAUUAUAUUCAACCUUAUGUUCUUUCUAUCUAUAUAAGCACACCCUUUAACAACCAUAACCACUGUAUCAGCAUUUUGUGUCAUCUAAGAUAUAUAGUUCAAGUUUCCAUGAUACAGAAUUAAAGAGGGCGGUUAGGACCAGUACCAGAUUGUACACAGAGAGUAUUACACAAAGCUGAAGUCUGUUCCAAGCAUUGGCUCUAUUAUUUGCAAUCAAUAAAACAAGAAAAAGAAGAAGAAUUGCAGGCAAGUAAUUCCAGUCUAUUGGCUCCUUUGGCAUAUUAACUUGGCUGGCAGCUGCUGGAUCUGAAAUUAAUUGGCCGAAAAAAGGAUCAAUGGAGAGUUUGGGAUGGGAUGAUUCACAAGUCCUUACGAACACAUCAUCUUUAUGGAACAAUCCACAACAUGCAUCAAUUUUGUGGAGCAAUCAAGAAAAUCAAGAAACCUUGAUUGCUUCCAAUCCAAAUUCUUGCCUUUUUAGCGGCAAGAAUAUGGAUCUCGCAGACGACAUCUUCAAUCAAAUUCAAGGCUUCCAAAAGGCACAGACAUCACAGCUGAAUUCAAAUUCUGAUAGACGACAAGAGACAUCAACAUUAGUUGCAAAUACACUAGUUGCAAAAUCAGGAAAUGGAACAAGUUGGGUCGAUGCUUCGAAUCAAGAAUUAUUCUCUUCUCCUUUGAUCACUAUUAAGCCUUAUGCCACAACUGGUUUUGGAUUGAAUAAUCAAUCAAGAAUCAUGAAUGGCUUGCCAAAUGGAAAGGCUGGUGUUCCGACAGGCUCUCUUGAGUCUCUUGAUUGCUUACUCUCAGCAACUAAUAGCAACACCGACACUUCAGUCGAAGAUGAUGGGAUUUCGAUGAUCUUCUCUGAUUGUAGAAACUUGUGGAAUUUUAGUGCUAAUAGUGCAGCUUCAUCUGGAGAAUCAGAGAACAAUACUUCCAACGCAAGAAACAAAGAAAUGCAUUGUCCCGACGAAACUGUCUCUCAAAGUAUUUCUUCAGAUAAAAAAUGCUCUCAAACAUCUAAGCCUGUUUCUACGAAGAGAAGCAAUGAUCAAACUGAGCUAAAAGCGGAUAUUUUUGAUCUUCUCCAAACUAAUUCCUGUACUACACAAGGUGGUUUCAGGCUGAUUUCAGAGAAUCCAUCAAAGUCAAAGAGACUCAGAUCAGACAACAAGAAGCCAAGUUCAUCAAAUAUCAAUUUUCAACAGCCAAGUUCAUCAGUGUCUUCUUCAAUUGAGGAGCCUGAUCCUGAAGCAAUUGCGCAAAUGAAGGAGAUGAUUUAUAGAGCAGCAGCUUUUAGGCCAGUGAAUUUAGGAUUGGAAGUUGUGGAAAAGCCAAAGAGAAAGAAUGUUAGAAUAUCAACUGACCCACAAACCGUGGCUGCCAGGCAAAGAAGGGAAAGGAUAAGUGAGAGAAUUAGGGUAUUACAGAGGCUGGUCCCAGGUGGGAGCAAGAUGGACACUGCAUCAAUGCUUGAUGAGGCUGCAAAUUAUCUCAAGUUCUUAAGGUCACAAGUCAAGGCACUAGAAAAUCUUGGCCACAAACUUGAAGUGAAUUCUCCACCAACAAAUAUUGCUUUCUCUUCUUUACCAUUCAAUAGCCACCCUUUUCAUCCCAUGCAAACUCACUUUUCAUCACUCCAAAACCCUAAUCAUAUUCACCACCCUCAAAGUUGAAAAGCUAAUUUUUUAAAAACAAGAAAGAAGAGAAACCCGAUAGAAAACCCUAAUAAUGGAUUAUUAAUCAUGAUACUUAUCAUCAUUUCCGUCUCCAAAUGAUUAAGAAUCCAAAGCCCAUUUUCUAGCCCUAAAUUUAAACAAGUACAAAAGCUAAUCCAAGAUCCUUCUUUACCAUCAUCUUUCAUCAUUACAAUUCCUGUGAUCCAUAGUCAAAAAAGCUUCACCUAAUGAUAGAUUUUCUAAUUAUCAUCGUCAUGAUGACAUCCACCUUCCAGGAGCACAAGGGAAAAGAGCUUUCGUUAUUGUGCAGUUUCUAUUUCCUCUAUUGUUUUUCUGCCGCUUCCACUGUAAUAAUUAACAAAGUGGAAACGGUAAGAUGAUAGUGUGGAAAUGGUAAAAAUUGGCACGGAAGCAGUUUAGGGUUAUUACUGCCUUUUUUCAUACAAAAAGGCAUAGCAAUUAUAACACCUAUGAUUAAGAUCAAGGGCUAGAAAGUGAUUAGCACUUUAGCCUGCUUUUUAAUAGUUUGUUUAAUGUAUCCAAUGUACUUAAAAGCUCAUUUUUCUUGGAGAUCUUUUAUGAUGUUUUCUUUUUUAA
Ricinus communis (castor bean) is the source of this 2826-nucleotide messenger RNA. RefSeq names its product transcription factor bHLH87. The coding region runs from base 883 to 2226 and encodes 447 amino acids. The transcript is spliced from 4 exons. Lineage: Eukaryota; Viridiplantae; Streptophyta; Magnoliopsida; Malpighiales; Euphorbiaceae. Gene Ontology annotation, molecular function: protein dimerization activity; DNA-binding transcription factor activity. Gene Ontology annotation, biological process: regulation of DNA-templated transcription. The record is from RefSeq and is a predicted model, not a curated record.